This is a messenger RNA of Fundulus heteroclitus (mummichog), 1587 nucleotides long. RefSeq names its product chemokine (C-C motif) receptor 7 (gene ccr7). The record is from RefSeq and is a predicted model, not a curated record. Gene Ontology annotation, cellular component: membrane. NCBI's taxonomy places the organism in Eukaryota, Metazoa, Chordata, Actinopteri, Cyprinodontiformes, Fundulidae. Gene Ontology annotation, molecular function: chemokine (C-C motif) ligand 21 binding; C-C motif chemokine 19 receptor activity; chemokine (C-C motif) ligand 19 binding. The transcript has 3 exons. Gene Ontology annotation, biological process: immune response; chemotaxis; G protein-coupled receptor signaling pathway. Bases 294 to 1448 code for a protein of 384 amino acids.
UACAGGGACAUCAGAACACACAUUUUUAAAUUGUGUUGUUUUUUUUUCUUCUUCUUCUUCUUCUUCAAAUGCUUUUUAAAUGGAAAAGAACACGUGCUUUCGCUGCCUUGUCGGAGUUUGUGGUUUGGCGAAUUCUCACAUGAUCUUUGAGGGUAAGCGAGAGAAGAGAUGUUUCUCGUGAGUGGGAGAAGCAAGUUUUUUUUUUUUUUUUUUUUUUUUAAAUCUUCAACAAGGGAAACCACCAUCAAACACAGACACUCUGAGUGUCACACAGCAAGCAGCUCUCAGUCAAAAUGACUGCCACCGGCGGCCAAGGGCUUCUACCAGCAGUGAUAACACAAAUCAUCGAUAUAAAGAAUGCAGAAAACUCCACAUCCAUGGAGGAUUUGGAUUACUCAUUUCCCUCCCAGGAUUACUCCGACUUUCCUGUGGUCUGCAACAAGGAGUCAAACCGGCAGUUUCGUCGUUGGUUUAUACCCGUCUUCUACACCAUCAUCUGCUUGCUGGGGGUGGCUGGGAACCUGCUGGUCAUCGCCACCGUCUUCUACUUCAAGCGCCUCAAGAACAUGACGGAUGUCUACCUGCUCAACCUGUCCUUCGCCGACUUGCUCUUCGCCCUCUCGCUCCCCUUCUGGGCGGGGAACUCCAUGGCGGAGUGGGUGCUGGGGCUGUUUGUGUGCAAAGCCAUGCACAGCAUCUACAAGGUCAGCUUCUACAGCAGCAUGUUCUUCCUCUCGCUCAUCAGCGUCGACCGCUACUUCGCCAUCGCCAGGGCCGUCUCCACCCACGGCCUCCGCUCGAAGGCCGUCUUCGUGAGCAAGGUGUCGUCCACUCUCAGCUGGGUUUUGGCGCUGAUCUGCUCCCUGCCAGAAAUGCUGUACACCAACAUCAGCAACAACACCUGCUCUCCGUUCUCCACCACCAACGACCAGCUCCGGGUGGGCUUCCAGGCCAGCCAGAUCGUCUUGGGUUUCUGUUUCCCGCUCCUGUUCAUGAGCUUCUGUUACACCUGCAUCAUCCGGACGCUCUGCCAUGCUCGUGGCUUCGAGCGCAACAAGGCCAUCAAGGUGAUUCUGGCGGUGGUUGUCGUCUUCCUGGUCUCCCAGGUGCCUUACAACAUCGUCCUCUUCUGGACCACGGUCGUCAUAGGAUCCGGAGGAACAAAGAUCUGCAGCUACGACAAUAGCCUCUUGUUUGCCACCGACAUCACGCAGUACGUUGCCUUCCUGAGGUGCUGCCUGAACCCCUUCGUCUACGCCUUCAUCGGCACCAAGUUUCGUCUUGACGUGCUGAAGCUGCUGAAGGACUUUGGCUGCAUGAGCCAGGAGAGGUUCUACAGGUACACCUGCGGUCGGAGGAGGAGCUCAGCCGGCCUCGACACAGAGACCACCACCUCCUUCGCUCCUAAGUUUACCCUGCCCUCAUCCAAAGACCUCGCGAUGGACUAAAUACAAACUGUUUUCUCGUCGAAGCGUAUCAGCUUGCUGUGUACAUAGCAGAAGUUAUAUAAUUGCAGGUUGUGUGAGUUAUGUUGCCUUUUGGCUUUUCUUUGUUCAGGGUUUUGUCUGGACAAACCACAUUUGAAAA